CACCCAACGAACCGGGCCUGGCUCGCCGGAGCCAAACGCCGGCAGGCCUCGGCCGUCGUCGCUAAUGACCAGUCGCCUGACGGGGCUCCUCCCCCCGGCCCGCCCCGUCAGGUUUAUCUUGUGACCGCGGCGUCCACUGCUUACUUCCUCGAGCCUGGAAUCACAGGAUCCACGAUGGGUUUCCUGUCGGCUGCGUUCCUGCUCCUGGUGCUCGGCGCCGCGGUCCAGGCCGAGCCGGUGCGGUUCAAGGACUGCGGUUCUGAAGUUGGGGUGAUUAAGGAAGUGAAUGUGAGCCCGUGCCAUGUCCAGCCCUGCGAACUGCAAAAAGGCCAGUCCUAUGGUGUCAAUGUCACCUUCUCCAGCAAUAUCCAGUCUAAAAACAGCACAGCUUAUGUGCAUGGCAUUUUGUUCGGGGUUCCGGUUCCUUUUCCCAUCCCUGAGCCUGACGGUUGUAAGAGUGGAAUCAGCUGCCCCAUUCAAAAAGGCCGGACCUAUAGCUACUUGAACAAACUCCCGGUGAAGAAUGAGUACCCUUCGAUAAAACUGGUGGUGAAGUGGGAACUUAAGGAUGAGAAGCAGAAAAGUCUCUUCUGCUGGGAAAUCCCAAUUGAAAUCGCAGCCUAGAGCCCUCCGAGGCCAGCCUACCUGUGUGAGGGCUAGCGGUGGGGGUGGAGGAAGGGAGGUGGCGGCCAAGACUUCAGACCUGAGACUUGUUCCCCGCCCAGGAUGAAAUGAGUGUCGAGGCACUGUUUGCUGCCCCUCAGCCUCCAGCAGCACCUUGGACCGAUUUCCUGAGAGCCCAGAACUGUUGCCUUACGAAAGCUAGCGGGACAGCAGGGAUCAAGUCACCCGUCUCGGAGGGCCCAACCAGGCCAAACCUGAAGGAGGUUGCCUGGGGGCCUUCAGGCACCAUGCCCUGUUGGUCCUCCCCGUGGAGGCUGGCUUCCAGACCACCACUCCCCCACCCCCCACCAGCUGCAACCUGACCCCCGAAGGUUCCUCUUCUCUAAGUGCCUCUCUGGAUCCAGUGCAUCCGCCACCAUGUCCUCUGGCUGGACUCCAGUGCUCCCGUAACAGUGACCUCUGCUGGGACCUAGUGACCUGCCAGAGAGGAGCCUCCUAGGCUGCAUCGGCUGCAGAUGCCUGCUUUUCUGUGGUGGUGUCAUCUCUUCUGUCUUAGGUGGUUUUCAUUAAAGGCAGCAGUUGAUUCACA
Molecule: messenger RNA, 1213 nt
Organism: Ochotona princeps (American pika)
Lineage: Eukaryota; Metazoa; Chordata; Mammalia; Lagomorpha; Ochotonidae
Gene: NPC2
Product: NPC intracellular cholesterol transporter 2
Exons: 4
Coding region: 175-624 (149 amino acids)
Biological process (GO): cholesterol efflux; intracellular cholesterol transport
Molecular function (GO): cholesterol binding
Source: RefSeq, a predicted model, not a curated record